Messenger RNA from Tremella mesenterica DSM 1558, 1110 nucleotides. RefSeq lists its product as uncharacterized. Bases 1 to 1110 code for a protein of 369 amino acids. The record is from RefSeq and is a predicted model, not a curated record. Gene Ontology annotation, molecular function: nucleic acid binding. Lineage: Eukaryota; Fungi; Basidiomycota; Tremellomycetes; Tremellales; Tremellaceae. The transcript is spliced from 4 exons.
AUGGGCCUUUCAGAGCGCAAAGUCAAACAACGCAUUGGUCUCGACCCACGAAAUCUCUCAUGGUCUAACGAUCAAUCCCGUUUUUCGUACAAACACAUGACCGCUCUGGGAUGGAAAGAAUCCUCUGGUCUUGGCUCAGAUCUCGGCGGAAAUCCAAAUCACAUUGCUGUGGUGCGUAGGCUAGACAACUCGGGGAUUGGUACUAGUCGAGCGAGGAAGGAAGGGGAAGAUAACGCUGCUGGGGCGGGUGUGGCAGGCAGAGGUUUAGACGACGUGUUGAAGAGAUUACAAGCUGCCUCGGAAUCUUCUACUCCAAGUCCAGCGCCAGAAGUCGCAGAAAAAGUACCAGCUCCCGUCAAAAGUCGUAUUGCUUCGCGACAAAAGCACUUGCACGCAAAGCGACUCGCUUCCUCUUCCCCAGCUGCCCUCGCAGAAAUACUCGGUGUCCCUAUCUCAUCUCUUCCCACAUCGAUUACUACCACUCCCACGACAACUUCACCUCCGACACCAGUCAGCGAACCCCUGACGGUCUCCGAAGAGGAAAUCGAUGGUCGUAAGGUCACGGAAACGACCUCCACUUCAUCACUCUCAGUAGCCGAUUAUUUCAGGCAGAAACUACGAGAGAAAAUGCUCGCUCGUCAAGCAAAUACGAAUACCGCAUCCAGCUCGACGCCCUCAACGAAUGACCUUGCUGAAAAUAGCCUGGCAAGGAUCAAAGAAGAAGUGAAGGUCGCCGUGGGUGGCGUAAGCUGGGAGGGGAGCAAGACGACGUUCGCUGAAAAUGCGAAAGUAUUGGUGGAAGAGACGAAAGUUCAAGCGUUUCAAGAGGUCAUCACUUUGGUGUCGGAUACAAAACAAGAGAGGCGGAGGAGGAAAGAGGAAAAGCGGGCGAGAAAAGCGGACAAGCUAGCUAAGAAGACAGCCAACAUCUCUAGUGUCGAGGUCACUCCAUCAGUGAGGAAGGAGAAGAAGAGAAAACGUGAAACUGGAGAUACCGUCGAGAUAGAAGCCACUGAGGAAUGGGACAACAUAAACGAGCCGGCAGAGAUGAGAAAAAAGAAGAGAAAGGAAAAGAAGAAGCGGGAGAUAGUUGACGAUACCACUGCAUAG